GCAUAUCCAGAUAUGAGAAGAGCAUGCAUUUCUGUGACAAUUGUAGCCAAUAGCCUACAGAUAUCCGAAGGGCAGGGCUGAAUGGGACGCUAAAUACAAACUCGCUUUACGACUGUUGGUUGCUACCUGUAGACUGGGCUGUUUUUGAAGCAUAUGCUAUAAUAGCAACAUUAUGGCGCUAUCACAGUGUUUGGACGAUUCACCUGCAAGGUGGCCCUCUAAACAAGGAAAUGAUCAUAAUCUUCAAGAAUUUUAUAACGAAAGACACCGACUCGCAUUGGAAGAGCUCGUUUCAGGAGGGAUUGACAACUUUAGGGAAUUUCUCAUAAAAGAGAGUAUUCCCAAUUUUUUGUCGGAUGACGAGAUACGCGGCAUUGGUCGCACGGCGGUCGACCCACGGUGUAUGUCUAUUCACGGAGAUGAGAUGAUUUUCGAGCAGUCGGUACGCAGUUCCAUGGACUGUUCAUCCGUCACUUAUUUCCCCGAGAUUUCUGACAUUGAGCCUCCUUUAUUAGAAAUCGGCUGGCCUGCCUUUACCUCGGGUUCCUUCCGCGGAGUCACUCGCGCUGUUGCGCACUUCCAACCCAGCUAUGGCGAAUGUAUUUACAGUUGUAAGGAAGCUGCAAGACGAAUGAUAAAAAGCGCCAAAGAGGUCAUUGCCAUAGUGACAGACUCCCUCACUGACCUGGACAUUUUCAAGGAUCUACAGGAAGCAUGCACCACACGUAAAGUCCCUGUGUACAUCUUACUGGACCAAUCAUGUGCUCCUGCUUUUCUCAAAAUGUGCAGCAACAUCAAAGUGCAAUUGGAGGAGCUUCGACAAAUGCGAGUGAGAACCAUAACUGGAGGAACAUACUUUAUGAGAUCAGGGGCUAAGAUUACUGGAAAAGUUCAUGAACGGUUCAUGUUGAUUGAUGGGAACAGAGUGGCGACAGGCUCCUACAGGUUCAACUGGACAGAUGGAAAACUGAACAGUAGCAACCUCAUUGAGUUGUCUGGCCAGAUCACAGAGAAUUUUGAUGAAGAGUUUCGCAUUCUCUAUGCCCAGUCCAUGCCCAUCAGCACCCAGGGCCUUCCCAGUGCCCGCAACAGUGGCAUCUAUGAUCAUUUGCUCAUCAGACCCCAAAUAACCUUGUCCCCUCAGCCUGCCAGGCAGAGGCCUAUGGAGUCUGUCUGUCAUACCAGCACACCUAGCCGAGCCCCAGUCCCAGUACUGGGGCCCCACCGGGAGCUGACAGAAGAGGGGGCAUGUAAGAGCAGUGCGGUAUCCAACUCAUCCACCAUUGGUGAAAACUGGAUGGAGCAGCAGCACAUGCAGGAAGUCCUAACUGGCAGUAUUGUACAAUGCUUAUCUCCUGAUGAAACCCCACCUAACACAGCAAUAGAUCAGGUAGCAUUACCCAUCAACCCCCUAUGCCAUGUCUUCACCCAGACUAGUUGUGUAAAGGUGAACACUGCAGUCCAGACUGACCUGGAGCCCUCCCCACUGCACACUGACUUACCCCACUGCCCCGACAACACAACUGCUGCUCACAGAAUCACCUCCAUCCAGAAAGAAACUGUCUCCUCAUCUGACACCAGCUCUGCCUCCCGUAACCACCCUUCCACCCCACAUAGGGUGGUUUAUCCUCCUGUACUCCGUCACUGUACAGUGCCCCCUGAUGACAAUUUGAGGGACUGCUUCCGCAAGCUGACUAAAGAGAGGCAGUACCACUACUCCACCAUUCGCUCCAAGCUAGAGCACAUGGUGACCAUGCUGUCCCAUCGCCGUGAACUGGUGGACCUCACCAACAUGGCCUUGGGGCCGGGUCUGCACAGAGCACAGAAAGAGUUUGGGCAGAGGCUUGACCCUGGCCUUCUGGUGGAUGGUAUGGGGACUUGGCCAAGGGCCAGAUGUCUACACUAAAAGUACUUGGCUGCAGGGUUCUGUUUGUGGAAGAUAUGAGGGAAAGAUUGAUUAAUUAGCUUUAUAUACACUGGAAGUGAUUGUUUAAUUCACUAACGCUAAGUCACAAAAAUACUUUGAUAAAUACUAUGCAAUGUGAUGUUUGAUAAACGCUUGAUAAAUGUAGUGGAAUACAUUAAAUUCAGCCACAUUAGUAAGUGUAACUGUUAGCUACCUUACAAGAUACAAUAGCUGAUUUGCGUACGAUGGUACAACUAUUUUGUAUAUCUUUACAUUGUUCUUCUUGUAUCUUACUAUAUAGAAAACACUGCCGUAUACAGACUGCCAAAACAAAUAAUUUAGAAAUGGAAACACUUGACAACUCUCAUACCUAAAUUAACUUCAUACAGUUAUUUGUUCAAGUGAA
Osmerus eperlanus (European smelt) is the source of this 2312-nucleotide messenger RNA. It is a transcript of the gene sack1d, whose product is annotated as family with sequence similarity 83 member D. Gene Ontology annotation, molecular function: protein kinase binding. Lineage: Eukaryota; Metazoa; Chordata; Actinopteri; Osmeriformes; Osmeridae. The record is from RefSeq and is a predicted model, not a curated record. Gene Ontology annotation, cellular component: mitotic spindle pole; cytosol. Gene Ontology annotation, biological process: protein localization to mitotic spindle; regulation of TOR signaling; regulation of ERK1 and ERK2 cascade. Bases 173 to 1906 code for a protein of 577 amino acids. The transcript is spliced from 4 exons.